This is a messenger RNA of Plodia interpunctella (Indianmeal moth), 2043 nucleotides long. RefSeq names its product KAT8 regulatory NSL complex subunit 3-like. Lineage: Eukaryota; Metazoa; Arthropoda; Insecta; Lepidoptera; Pyralidae. The transcript has 8 exons. Bases 219 to 1952 code for a protein of 577 amino acids. The record is from RefSeq and is a predicted model, not a curated record.
AAAUAAUUUAACGCUCAAUUUUAUCAUUCUUAAAAACAAACAACUUUUAGAUUAAUUGGCACUACUGUCAUGGGUUUUGGUAGUACCUAUCUGUGUUGUGUUCAAUAAAUUAUAUUACCUGUAGGUAGGUAUGCAUAAAAGCAUUAAUUGUAAUGUGGUAAGAGCAUUACAAAUUAUAAUAAAAUUUCAGUGUAUAGUAGUAUACGUGAAAGAGGGAGAUGGUACUGGGGACAGCGCCUGGCGGCAGGCGAGGCAGCGCCCUGCUGCAGCCACGAGAGGUAAGCAUGGUAGUAGAGACCACAGUGGAGAACGUAACAGAGCCGAGUGCAGAGGCAGCGCGAGCUUUACAUGAGCGUUUGGUGGCGUACGUGCACGCAGUCGCGGGCGCCGCGCCGCGCGGCGACGUCUGGGUCGAGCACUCGUACGCGCGCGCGCGGGAGCUGCCGCAGGCGCGCGAGCUGCUGGCGCCGCGGCCGCCGCCCGACGGCGAGCUGGACGUGUGCCGGCUCGAGCGCGCGCCGUCGCCGCUCGAGCGCGCGCUCGAGCUCGAGCACGAGCACGAGGACGACGCGCUUGAUGGCGACAGCGACGCGCCCCCCGACUGGGAGACCAAGGUGGCCGCGCUCGCACCCAGCUCCGCCCACGCGCGCCUCGCCGCCGCAGCCGCCGACAUCCUGCAGCGGCUUCGCCUGGCGCGGUUGGCGGGCGGCGGGUCCGAAGCCACGCGCGCUGCGGCGCGCCGUCUGCGGCUGGCGCUAGCCCCUCUGUGGGUGUGGCCCGGCCCCUCGCAGUUGCGGCCGGCGCCGUGGCUGAACGCGGCGCUGCUAGCGCACUUGCCGCGCUCGCUGCGGCGGCUAUACGACGAUGUGCUGUCGCAGCUGCGCCGCACCGCGCCGCGACUUACGGAGCGGCUGAUGCUGGGGCGACUGCCGCCCCCCGCCUCGGACCCUUUGGGCGCGGUUGGCCCGGCGUUGGGCCCGGAUGCGGCGGGUCCGGUGCUGGCGUGGGUGAGCGCGGGCGGCGCGGACGCGCGCUGGACGCGGCGGCUGGCGGCGCUGCUGCACGUGCGCGAGCUGCGCGCGGCGGGCGGCGGCGCGCCCGACGCGUGGUGCGCGCAGGCCGCCGCCGCGCUCCGCGCCGACUUGCUGGAAGUUAUCGCCGAAGCCGGGCCGCGUGGUGUGGUGGUGUGCGGCUGCGGGGGCGGGGCGGCGCUAGCGGCGGUGGUGGGGGGCGAGGCGCGCGGCGUGGCGCUGCUGGCGCCGCCGCUGUUGACGCCGGAGGGCGGGUGGCCGCAGCGCUCUCUGCCGGCGCGCGCGCUGCUGGUGGUGGGCACGGGGGCGGGCGGCAGCGGGCGCGGCGCCGCCCACGCGGCCGCCGGUCGCCACCGCCGGCUGCUGCUGGUGGCGGGCGCGGACGAUGCGCUAAGGCUGCCGUACGCGCAUCGCGCGCGUCUCAAGUUGCCGCAGCACGCGCUCGACGCUGCUAUCGUUGAGGAGGUGUAUCGGUGGGCGCUGGAGAUGAGCGAGGCGGGGUCGGGGUCGGAGUCGUCGCCGGCGCCGUCGCCCGAGCGCCGCCGCGACAGCGACACGAGCGAGGACGCCUCCAGCCUCGCCCUCGUCACACCUAGGUCCAAUCGAUCUAUUGAAAUCGUCGAGGGCCGCGUGGUAUCGCGCGUGUCGGGCCACACGCCGCUGGCGCUGCAGCCGCCAGCGCCGCAGCCGCCGCAGCCGCCGCAGCCGCCGCCGCGGCGCCGCGAGCUGGAGCCCAGCGCCGCCGACAUCCUGCACAUGCCCAUCGUGUUCGCGGACGACGCGUCGCUCGCCGCGCCGCCGCCGCUCACCGUCACCAGCGGCGAUGCCAGGGGCUCUAGCGGGCGCAUCACGCGCGUGAUCGUGGCGAAGCGCGGGCGCGCGUCCGGCGCCGGCGCGCUCGUGCUGCGCCGCGCUGACUGAGCGCCGCCGAUAAUCUUCCAGUAACUGUCGACCGUUUGUAAGUGCAACAAGCAUGAAUAGCAUCUAUAAAAAAAUAAACAUAUUCAAUAAU